GCCCUGGAGACAGAAGGGACAGAGAGGAGUCAGGACAUUAGUUUAGGCACAGCCCCACAGAUUAUAGUCAGUAUAGUGCCUAGACAGCCAAGUCUAAAGGCCAAGGAGGAAGAAGGGCAGGACCCAGACCACUUCAAUUCCAGCUCCUCCAGGACCUCAGAGAAAGCAGGCCUAGGCUCUAGGGCUGCUGCUUCCCUUCAGCUCAUCUCUAAGCUCCCCCCAAUCUCCCUUUACGGGACGUCACAGUGUUCUGCAUCCUGCUCUGGCUCAGUCCUUCCUCGUGACUCACUUUCCUAUGUGCUGGCCUGGCCCUCCCGCUUCAUUUCCUCUGGGUUCUUUAUCUGACACUUUUCCUCCACCCAUGGCUUCUGCCUGGCAGGAUCCCCACCCUCUCUUGGACACAGACCAGAGCACUUCCCCCUGAGGUCUGGCUCCUCCUGGGGACCUUGCCCCCAUAGCCUCAAAGUGCCUUUUCUACAUCAGAAAAGCAAGAGCCCAGCUUGCCUCAUAAAGACCCAGACCCACACCACCAUAGGGCAGGGGGCUGAGGAAGGCUACACUUUAAUAACCUAGCACUAGACGGCCACCGAUGUGCCAAGGUUGUGGACAGGGAAGCAGCCCUAUGGCAGAGCACUGUGCUGCUGAGCCCACAGUCUGUCAAGACAACACUGAGUCCCGUUGUUUCCCCUUAGCACAGCUGGGGCUGCGAUACCAUUCAUGAUCACACAGCUGAUCAGAGGUGGGAAACCCACUAGAGUUGGCUCAACAGCCAGGACAGGGGUUGCAAGUAUGGUGGCCCAUCUGUGACAAAAGGGGUGAGUCCGCUGGGGGCGCCCCACAUUGGAGCCUCCCACAGGAGGAGGGAAUAAGAUGGGAGUGGCUGACGCUGGGCUGCCAGGCCCUGGCUAACUUGUUUGUAGUCAGGGGUGCAGAUAAACGGAAAGUGAUACCCAGUCUGGUCCCCCUGACCUUAGACCUCCCUCACCCCAAUAAUGCCCCUACCAACCACCCCCCCAACUGCCCCCAGUGGGGGGCAAUUCACAGCAAGCUCACACGUCCUGACCCCGCCCACAGAGGGUCCCCAAAGGAGGCCAGAAGGGAAGGACAGGAGCAUCAUGGGAGCAGCAGGGCACUGGCCUGCUGGAGUGAGGGAUAGAGUAAGGAGCUCAGCAGCCACACUGAGGUUCCAGCUGUGAGGAGGGCAGUGCUCCUUCCCCAAGUUUGUAUUGCUCUUCCAAGAAAACUUCAAGUCACCCCUGGCAUGCCCCCAGCGCCUUGGGAGGAGCAGCCCUGUACAGGCAUGGGGCUGCUCCCCGUUAACACACCCUCCACAUCCUUCCCCACCAUUCCUGUGGCCUGGCUAAUGACGGCCUGUCAUCCGGCAGGCAGAGGGGGAGGGGAGGCUGAGUCACCCACCCCAGCAGGUCUCUCUCUCUUCCCCAGCAGUUGUUCCAAAAGUCGCCUUUCAAUUAGCACUACCUGCCUGGGCUCCUCCCAGAGACAUCUGAGGCUCUGGGGCCGGGCAGGCCUGCUGGGGUCAAGGUGGCAGAGCCUUGACCAGAAAGGAAGUAACCUGAUGACACAUCGAGCCGGCCUGGCCCCAGAGGAAUCUGAAGCGUCCUACUGCCCUGGGGUGUUGGUCACAGCUGCCCCAAUCCCAGCCUGCGGAUGCUGCAAUUACCUCAGAGCAUGAAACCGGCUUCCCACCUGACUGAGUCAGCUGAAAACAAAACACAGCUCUACCACACGCUGGCACAAACAGCCAAGCCACUAAUCAGAGUCCCCAGAUGCUGGCAGAGAGAGCACAGCCCUACACUGGCCAGGAGAUCGGCACACGCCAGGAACCACCGGAGCACAGCCCUACACUGGCCAGGAGAUCGGCACACGCCAGGAACCACCGGAGAGAAGGUAGACAGGGGCCCAGCUGCUGCCUGCUGUGGAAGGAGAGCUGCUCCUGAGGGAAGGCCAGCCCUGCACACCAGCCCUCGGCCCUGUAUUGUCCUGCUUUGCUCAGUAGGAACUCCCAACGCUCUGAUCUCCUGGACAAAUCUUCCUCCUGUUAGUCUCGCUUCCAAGGCGGAAAACCAAGGCCCACCCUGAGAAACCCACAGCCUCUGCUGGUAGCCUUUGAAGGGUGUGUUCCUGGCAUUUGGCGCUCGAGCAAAUGGUCACUUGCUGAGCCCCUCUGUGGGGCUUCUCAGAUGCCAGACCCACUGGAUAACUGACUCUCGGAGCUCCAUGGAGACUUGGCGAAAAGGCUCUUUCCGCAAUGCCUCCUUUUUCAAGCGAAUGACCCUGGGGCGGCCAAGGCGACUUCGGCGACAGGGCAGCAUACUUAGCCAGGCCAGCACUGCUGGCGGUGACCACGAGGAGUACAGCAACCGAGAAGUUAUCCGGGAACUGCAGGGGAGGCCAGAUGGCCGGCGGCUGCCGCUGUGGGGAGAUGAGCAGCCCCGGGCCACCCUGCUGGCCCCACCCAAGCCCCCACGCCUCUACCGAGAGAGCUCCAGCUGCCCCAACAUUCUGGAGCCCCCGGCGACCUACACUGCUUCCUACUCGGCCACCUUGCCCUCAGCCAUCUCCCUGACAGGACCCCUCCACCAGUGCUCAGAGGAGGGCCUUUUGGACACUCCCCAUUUCCCGAGGACACCUACUCCGGACCUCAGUGACCCUUUCUUCUCCUUCAAAGUGGACCUGGGGAUUUCACUUCUGGAGGAAGUUCUACAGAUGCUGAAGGAGCAAUUCCCCAGUGAGCCCCACUUCUGACCCUGGUGAGGGAAGAGAGAACUGGGGAGACGGGAGGAGUGGAGCCUGUGGGGUGGAAGGUACAGUGUGGAUUAAAGAACAGGCGGGGACAGGAAGCCACAGUCCUGCCUGUCCUCUGGCUGCUGACCAAUCCUCCAAGUCACCCAGAGUGAAGGCACAGAAGCCAGCUGGGAAUGUAUGGGGCCACUUUGUGACAGGAGCCCUGAAGGAAGCUGGAGAGGCCAGGAAAAGGAAGCCCCAACCUGCAACCACAGGAACCAGUCAGAGGUCAGUGGAGAUGGGGUGGCAGAGGGGCGAGUCAGGGAGUAGGACUCAGACUGGGCAGGACAGUGCCUGCACCAGCCUCCAAUCCACUGUCAUCAGGGAAGUCACAGGCCACAUCUAGGAAGAAGCAGUCUGAGAGUAAAGGAGAGGUGGGAGGCCAGAGAGGGACAGGAAUAGACAAGUCACCACUGACUUCAUGACUGGUAAAGUUAAUGUAGUAAAAGCAAACUGAAGAUGCGGUUCCAGAGGCUGGGGAAUGGCUCAGAGGACAAAGUGCUUGCUGUGCAAGCAGGAGGACCAGGGCUCAGACCUUCAGUACCCACACUGAAAAGCUGGGCAGGUGUGCCAGCCACCUGGAAUUUUAGGGUUAGGAUGGGGAAAGGAGGGGUCCCAGGAGCUGGCUGACUGGUGAGACUAGCCAAAUCUUCAGACUCCAGGUCCAGAGACCCUGCCUCAGUAAAUAAAAAGUGACGAUCAAGAAAGACACCUGAGAUCAACCUCUGUCCUAUAAGCGAGCGCGCACGCACACACACAUCAUACAGAUACAGACACAAAAGAAAGAAAAAUUCAGUUACUUUUCACCCUAGGCAAUUUUUGUUUGUUUUUGAGACAAGGUCUCACAUGUAGUGAGUGCCCUUAAACUCGUCCUCCAACCUCCGCCUCUGGAGUCACACCUAGGUUGUUUUAUGUGGUACUGGGGAUGGAAUCCAGGACUUCAUGCAUGCUAAACAAGUACUCUACCAAAAACGAGCCACAUGCCAGCCCUCUACCCACAUUUUAAAGAUGUUUUUAAAAAUUAUUUUUGAUUGUUAAUUGUGUGUGUGUGCACACAUGCAAGUGUCUGCAGGUGCCUGCAGAGACCAAAGGUGUUCAAUGCCCCUGGAGCUAGAGCUACAGGAAAUUGUGAGCCACCUGAUGAGGGGGCUAGGGAUGGAACUCAGGGCCUCUGGAAAAGCUGUAUGUUCUUAAUUGCUGAGCCAGCUCUCCAGCCCCCUUAGUCACAUUUUAAAUCAGCAACCACAUCUGACUGAUGGCUACCAUACUGGACAACAGAACGUAAACACUGGCAUUGACAGACCAACAUUUACUGGACUGUGCUGGCCAGACGCUAGUGCGUAAGGAAAGGAAGAGGCCAGCUCUGGGCUGCAAGUGCAGAAGUAGGCAGAGGAAAAUGGAGGGGAAAGGUCCAGCAUCAUUAGCAAAACAGAGAGCAUGAGACUCAAGCUGCCCACAGAUCUGUGAGCAAUCAAUCCCUGUGUGUGGGGAAGCAGCUCUGGGAAGCACUGGGUAUGGGAGGUUCUGGCAAUGGCUGCAAGAAAAGCAGCCUUCCUUCCAGCAGAGUGGGUGGAUACCCUGGCCAGGGAAAGAAUGAUGCACCAAAGAGGCACCAGAGUCCUCCCACAGGCCGGGGGUGGGGGGGAGCUCUGCCUUGCCUCAAACAGACCAAGGCUACCAUCUGUGCUACUAUCCUGCCCUGUGGCUUGGUCAGAUCUGAAUCCAGAGCCCAGAAGCACUGGACCUGGCCUCCAGGCCACUCAAAGCGUGAAACAGGGUAGAAGGAAGCUGUGACACGCUGCCUCCACAAAUCCACAUCUAUGACAUCUCUUUCCUGCUCCUGUGCAGAGGGGCCCAGCUGCAAGGCUCCUCUGGACACAGGAGGCAAUGAAUAAAGGUUUUUCUAAUGUAA
This is a messenger RNA of Meriones unguiculatus (Mongolian gerbil), 4717 nucleotides long. It is a transcript of the gene C18H15orf62, whose product is annotated as chromosome 18 C15orf62 homolog. The record is from RefSeq and is a predicted model, not a curated record. The transcript is spliced from 2 exons. Bases 2239 to 2766 code for a protein of 175 amino acids. Lineage: Eukaryota; Metazoa; Chordata; Mammalia; Rodentia; Muridae.